Rhincodon typus (whale shark) is the source of this 8070-nucleotide messenger RNA. RefSeq names its product putative nuclease HARBI1. Lineage: Eukaryota; Metazoa; Chordata; Chondrichthyes; Orectolobiformes; Rhincodontidae. The record is from RefSeq and is a predicted model, not a curated record. The coding region runs from base 570 to 1727 and encodes 385 amino acids. The transcript has a single exon.
CGCGGUCUCAGGGAGGGGGUGGGGCCAAGCCGCCGGUGGCCGUGUUCCCGCCGUUACGCCGAAAAUUUGUGCCAGCGGAGGGAGAGGGCGCGGCGGGAAAGCGCGGCACCGGAGUGUGGUGUCUGGCUGGGCGGCAGGGGCCGUGUCCUGGACCGGGCGGAGCCACACAUUACGACUGAGAGGCCGUCGCCGCUGCGCCCGGGAAUUUCCUGAUGUUACGCCGCUGUUGCACCCUGGGAAACUUCUUGCGUUCACGUGACCGCAGGCGGAUGUGAGGCAAUUGGAAGGUUUGAGGAUUCCCCUCCUCCUCCUCCUCCCCCCCCUACAAACAAUCUCCCCAAAGUUUGCUGCUUUUGGCUCCACAAGGAGCAAAUUUGCCUCCCCAUCUCUGCACAGGCUUGCUCACUGAGACUUUGCACUUGAGCAUCUUCACCCCCCCCCCCCCACCCCCAUCACCAUCAUCCCUCCAGGUGCAACAGUCUUAUCACCACCACCACUACCAUCAUCAUCAUCACCCUUACAUUUUGUAACCCACUCCCACCAUCACCCAACAAGAGUCAGAGGACACUAUGGCAUUUCCCAUGGGCAUUCCUCUCUACACCAUCAUUGUGGAAGAUGAGGAGGAGGAGGAGCAGCAACGAAUGGAGGCCAAGCGGAUACGGCAGCAUGGCAAAAGACACCACCCAACCAGGUACUACCCACCUCAGCGUAUCUACAGGCAACGCAGAUCCUUUGAAGACUUGUCGGAGGAUCUCUGCAUUCGAAGAGUGCGAUUGUCCAAGGGUGCCAUUGCCAAUUUGUGCGAACUCCUUCGUGAAGAUCUUCAGCCGCACUCCACUGCUAGGACAGCCUUGUCUGUCGAAAUGAAAGUGACCACUGCGCUGAAUUUUUUUGGCACUGGAUCCUUUCAAGGUGCCACCGGGAACAUGUGCAAUAUCAGCCAAGGAGCUGUGAGGGCAGCCAUUCAACAGGUCACAGAUGUGCUCUUCAACAGAGCUCCAGGAUUUAUCAACUUUGGCAUCACGCCUAGGCAACAGAGGGAACGAGCAAAGGAGUUCUGUUGCAUUGCGGGAUUCCCCAAAGUUCAAGGUGCCAUUGGUGGCACCCAUGUAGCACUGAAGGCACCAGCAGAACAACCACUUAUAUUUGUGAACAGGAAAGGAUUCCACUCAUUAAAUGUUCAGAUUGUCUGUGAUGCUCACCAGAAGAUCCUGUAUGUAAAUGCCAAGCAUGCGGGAAGCUGUCAUGAUGCUGUCAUUGUACAGCACUCAACUCUCCCUGACCUCUUCCACGAGGAUAACCACGUUCAAGGGUGGCUUCUUGGAGACAAGGCAUACGCAUUGCAAACGUGGCUCAUGCCUCCACUGAGCCAACCGAAAACCCAGGCCGAGGAAGCAUACAACAAAGCUCAGGCAGCGACGCGAGCCGUGGUGGAGAGGACCAUAAGACUGUUAAAAAGCAGGUUUCGCUGCCUGGACAGAUCCAGUGGAGCUCUGCAGUACACACCCCAAAGGGUGGCACGAAUUGUCAUAGCAUGCUGCGUGCUGCACAAUUUUGCACUGCAGGAAGGCCACCUAUUCAACAUAGAUGAUGAGGAACCACUGCUGCCUGAGGAAAGGGAGUUGCAGGCCCCGCCGUUUGAGGAGGAUGAUCAGUUGGAGGAUUCAUCUCUGAUUGCUGCAAGGGCCAUUCAAAAUCAGAUUGUGCAGGAGGAGUUCAGCCAUUGAUGAUGUAGCAGUUUUCUCCUGUGCCAAAUACCAAGCAAGUUUUCGUCCUUGAAACCACUACCGACCUUAGUACGUGAUUGCUGAGCAGCCCUCGAUGCCCAAAAAGCACUGUGACAAUAUUUAUGACCGGAAUAUAUAUGUUCACACCAGUUAGAUGUUCCUAUUCCAAAAUGACUUUAUUAUUCACGAGUGACCAGUGCAAAAUGUACAGUAAUAAAGACAUGUUGUACAGUCGAAGCAAAUGAAUAUCGUGCUCAUUAUUUACAUCCUGAUUCAUCUUGGUGAUGGGCUAUCACUUCCGAUCUCCCUCAUCGGUUACUACUACUACUUUAUACCACCUGAGGGCCCGGCAGGUGAUGAGUGGCACCACCUGCUGUACAGAAGGGGUCAUAGGACUGAAGUGGCUGUCAACCCAUUGGCGGCCGGGGCGUAUUGAGGAGCUGCUACUGAGUGUUUAUCUGGAGGGAGCUCAUGGGCAGCCUGGUCUCAUCUACUACCAUUGAACUGUGAGGAGGACUGGCACAUGCCAUUGUCCUGAGAGGUGCCAGAAUCAGGCAGGUGGAUUUCAGUCAUCGAACGGAGCUUAAGCUGCCCACUGCACUUUCAGAACACAAUUAGGCCAGAACUUGCACCACCUCAUAUGUAGGUGUUUACCCAGGAAAUUUGCGUGUGAUAUUACCCCCUGCUCGUGAACAGCAUAACUUUCUAAUGCAGUGGAUGUAGCAAAUUUCAGUGUUAACAGCUUUGUUUUGGGUAAUUGGAUUGUUUGCAAACUGCUCUUUCCAAUCUUUAGCAAAUGUAGGUUUAGUGUUUACAUAAUGAAAGCAAAAUGUUUCUCAACUCAUAACGCUAAUUGUUUUGCAAAUGUAAUGGAAUCUCCCUUCACCUGUCAAAGGGAGUGUUCUGUGAUAAAUCUCAAAUUUGCUCAAGGAUGCACUGGUGUUUGCAGUGAAUGUGUCUUCUCCUGUUUGACUUUAUGCAUUAAAUAACUUCAAGUUGCUAAUGGGCAGAACAGCAAAAUACUAUUUACAGUAACCACUAACUUUAACUUAAUAAUAGCAGUAUGUUUUACUAUUUGUAUGAAAUAGAAAAUGUCAGUGUUAGUGAACUGACAGAUCAGAAUGGACUUGAAGAAAAUCCUCCAGGGUUAUACAGUGAUAAGGACGUUCCCAUGCUUACUACAUCGAUUACAAAUACAGUAACAAUAUGUCAAAUGUGCAUACUGCAUAUUCUGUGUCCACUGCAUGUAGCUCUACUGAAGAUGCCUGUUGGAGUAGAAAUCUCUGAGUCUAAUCUGGUGUAUUGUAAAUAUGGUAGAGCUCUUGUCGGAAGUAAUUGUUUUUAGACCAUUCCAGAGACUUAGAGAAAAUAAUCUAAGCUAACACUUCAUUGUGCACUGUUGGAGGUCUGAAAUGUCAAAGCUUGGCCAUUCGAUCCUUUCAGUGGAUAUCAUCCAGUAGCAUUACUUAAAGAAUAACUGCAGAGUUUUCUUGGCUAACAUUUAUCCUUCAGCCGACGCCAUUGAAAUGGAAUGUCUGUUGUCAUGUCUGAUUGCUGUUUGCCUAGUAUUGCAACAGUGAAUACACUUAAGAAAAGUACUGUACCUCACUGGUACUGAAGCAUCAGGGUGCCCUGAUGUAAAUGGUGCUACCUUAACACAGAUUUUUCUUUUCAUAUCUUGGCAUUAUAUUGGGUUUGUUGCUGACUGCUUCAUGAGUCCAAACGUCAGCAUUACAGUGUGCCAAAGCACAGAGGUGUUAUGGAGCAGAAGGAGACCAUUUGGCCAUAUGGCUCUCCCACAUUUGUCAGUGGUGCCUGCUGCAUGGAGGAUGUUAAAAGCUAUUCUAGUGAAAUUUCCACUUCUGUCAGCAUGAACAAAACAUGCAUCUUACAGGUUCCAAGAAAUGGGUAGGGAGAACUUAAAGGGCAAUUACAAAAUUGAGGUGAAAAUCAGAAAUUGUCAGAAGUGCACAUCAGAAUCUGAAAGAGAAAUCAAGUGAGCUCUUUAUCAGAAUUGAUUCUUUGAGAGGUUGAUUGGAUUUUUUUAGAAUUACAUUUUUUAUGGAGUAUAUAUUAAUUUCUGCAUCCUAAAAUUCAAUGUUGUAUAAUAUUUCUUAUAAAUCAGUGCUAAAUAUAUGCUGAUUUGUUUGAAUUACUGAAAUACUUUCAUACCUAAGAAACAGGAACUGGAUGUGUGGUUCCUCGAGUCUGCUUCACCAUUCAGAUGAUCAUAGUUAUUCCUUGGCCUUAACUCACUUUCCAAUCCCAUCCGCCACGUCCUGUGAUUUCUGUAGAGUCCAAACGUCUUGAUCUCAGCUGUGAACAUAAUGAAUUAGUGAACAUUUGCAGCUAUUUGGAGAACAGAAUUCCAAACACUCUCAACCUUUCAAGCGAGGAAAUCUCAUUUCAGUCUGAAAUGGCCAUCACGUUGUUCAAAGACUGCCCCCUCAUCCCAAGCUUUCCUGUCAAGGGCAAAAUAGCCCCUUAGCGUCUACCUUGACAACCCCUUUUGUACGUUUGCAUGAGAUCACCUUUUAUUCUUUAAUACAGCAGACAGUAUAGACUCAUUCUACUCUUGUAGGACAAUCUCUUAUCCCUAGGAAUCUAGUCAACCUUUUUUGCACGACUCUAAAAGGUAAAGAAAAUAAUUUGAGUGCUAAAACUCUGCAUAAUAUUCCACAUGCAGUCUCUCAAAAACCUGCACAAAUGCAGCUAGAAUUCCCCUCAUUUAUUUUCAAAACCCUUUGCGAUACAUUCCUGUGUAAUUACUUGCUGUAUCUAUAUGUUAACUUUCUGUGUACCUCGUACAGGACAUCAACUUCCUUCUGAGCACCAAUAUUUAAUGGUUUCUCACCAUUUAAAAAAAAAAUCAUCUAAAGUAAAUAACUCCACAUUUCCCCAUACUAUUGUUCACUUGACACCUUGUUACCCUCUCACCUAACCUGUGUAUAUCUCAUAACAGAUCUGUCCUCCUCAGAGAUCACUUUUCCACCCAGCUUUGUGUUGUCAGUAAACAUGGAUAUAUUAGACCCAAUCUUUUCGUAUAAGUCAUUAGUAUAGGUUGCAAAUAGAUGAGACAGUAUCACUUACCCCUGCUAGUUCAUACUAGUUCCUUUUUGCAAAACAAUGUUAAUUGUGUCAAAUCAUGCUAUGAUCUGCUAAGUGCAUUAAGACUUCCUUAAUAAUAAAUUCCAGCAUUUUCCCAAUAGCUAAUGUUAGAUUAACUGGCCUGUACCUUAUCUUGGGUAAUUCCCUAUUUUCUGCCUCCUUUUUUUGAUUAGCAGUGUGACAUUUAAUUUCCAAUCUGUUGGGACCAUUGUAGAAUCCAGGGAGUUUGGAAUGUCAUAAACAGUGCUCCACCUCUAGAACCCUCAGAUAGAUGCCAUCUGGCCCUGAAAGUGUGUUGCAUUUUACUUCCUCAAGUUUUUCCAACAUGUUUUCUCCGCUGAUAUUAAUUACCUUAAAUUCUCAUUGCUUGGCUGUCUAUUUCUCCCGUUUAUUCAUCUACAUGUCUUUUCUAUUUGUCUAAACAAGUUCAGAAUUUUCUCCCCUCAAACCUACAUCAUUGGCUCAAAUUAAGUUUAAGAUUUUUGAUUGCAACUAGUAUAUGUUGCUUUCAAACUUGGAAUUUAAUUAUAUUCUGGUAACAUUUAUUCCCAAGGAAUUUUUUUCUGCUGAAAUUAUUGAUUAAACCCACCUCGUUGUAUGAUGCUAGAUCAAAAUUGCUUUAUUCCAAGUUGGUUCCACAACAUAUUGUUCCAAGUAAUUAUUGUGAAAAAGUAUUCCACAAAUUCAUCUUCCAGAUCGGCUUUGCCCAUUUGAUUGUUGCAGUCUAUAUGGAGAUCAAUUACCCCACAAUUUUUACAUUGCCUUUGUUACAAGCUACACUUAUUUCUUCCUCAAUGCUCUGUUGAGUAGGAGUAUAACUAUUAGGGGUCCUAUAAACUACUGACAACAGUGUUUUCUGAUCAUUGCUAUUUCUAAUCUUCAUAAAGAUUUUAAUUCAUGAUCUUCUGAACCACAUCCUUUCUCACUGUUGUCCUUGUGUCAUCCUGCGGUAUCAAGACUGCACCUCCCUUUCCGUUCUGUUCGUUUGUUUCAGUGUUGUGUAUCCUGAAAUGCUUAUUUUCCUAGCCUUGGUUACAUUGCAAUCAUGUCUCUGUAAUGGCAAUUAGAUAUAAACCAUUUAUCUCUAUUUGUGCCACUAAUUCACCUACCUUAUUGUAAAUGCAUUGUUCAUUCAGAUAGAAGUUUUUUUUAACUAAUAUUUGCACGGUCCUUAUUCUCUGAUGUAUUAUUACCUUUAAACACUGUGUCCAACUCUGUUUGUCUUUAUUUAUAUAAUUAAACUUUUCUGUUGUUUUGAUCUUUAUUUUAGAUUUCUAACUCUUCUAUCACCUUGAACCCUCUCCCCUUCUCUCCCUAGUUUAAAACCGUAUACUCAAGCCCUGGUCAUACAAUUCACCAGGACAAUGUUCUCAAUGCAGUUUAAUUGGAACUCAUCUCAAUGAAACAACUGUUCCUUAUGUGACUACUGAUGCCGCUGACCCAUUAAUUUUUAAUCUGGUUGGCCCUAUGCUAAGAAAACAUUUACUUCAAUAUUCACAAGUCUUCAUCUAGCAUUGUAUCUCUUAACCUAAUUUUCAAAUCUACCUCAGUCAGUUUGACACUCAUACCUGUGUAUUUGACUUUGAGUUCAGUACUCUCGCUUGGGACUUUAUAUAUGUUACUCAAACUCAGAGUGAGUUCUGUCAUAUGAUCACUCUUUCCCAGAGGAUCCAUUACUAUGAGAUUACUAAUUAACCCUGACAUAAAGUUGCCUGUUCCCUGGGUUGUUCAAAGAUGUAUAAUUUUGGGAAUUUAUAAGCUUAUCUUCUAAACUAAUUUUACUGAUUAGAUUUAUCCAAUUUAUCAGAAGUUUUAAGUCCCUCAUGAUUACUGCAUUGUUUUUUGAUAAAAUCUAUAAUAAUAGCUUUGUCCAAACGAUUGUUUUGUGGACUAGUUUAAGCAGUAUGUCUUUGGUAGGUUCAUUUAGCUGGGAAGGCACCUGGGGCCUAUGGAGAUCUGUAGCACCUCUCCACAGGGUAGGGACAUUGGGAUAAGGCAAUGAUAAUGGAGAACAGUAAGCAGUGGAAGGUAAAGAGAGUCCAACAACAACAGUACCAAGACUGGAGAUAAUUUUCUUCCAUGUUGGAUGGGAGUCCAAACGUGGGAUGACACUAGUAGGGUAGAAGGAAUGGAAUUGGAAUGAUUUAGAGGUGGAUGCCAUCCAGUGACUGAGAUAGUGGAAUCAAUUAUGUAUGGUAAAAUCAGAAUAAUUAUUUGUUAGUACUUAUCAAUUGGAAGCUUUUCUACAUGCUGAAAAUUAAAAUUCACUAGAUUUGAAUGAAAAAAUGUUAAGUGCGGUUAGGUUAAUUAAAUAGACGCACCAGUGUUGGUUCUAUAGAUAAAGAUUAUAAAAUUUUUUAAUCUCCAGCAUUUCUACUGUCCACCUCCAAUGACCAUGCCAUUACACAAUCUUAAAGUCCAGGAAGGAACAGUUAAUAAUGUUGCUGAAUCCUAAACAAGAAUUUUGUGAUGGAACAGGAAUCUUGAUGGUAGAUGCUAAAAUUACAUGAUAAGAAAAUUUCAAGGAAGUAAUGCUUUUAAUUCCUUAAAAAUAAAUUGAAUCCCAUCAUAUGUAAAACUGCCUUUUCAACUCAGGAGCAAACAAUUCCCAACUUAGUCUUAUUUUUAUUAUAAUUAAAAAGCCACAAGGCUAGAUUCUUGACAAAAUUUGUGUUUGUAUCCUGAGGUCUGAUUUUACACAUGGACAGCUUUGUGUAAUUUCUGGAGUGCAAAGUUUUGAUUUUGUUAGAGUCUUUGGUGAAAGAAUAGCUAGAAAUCCUGUAUUUAAAAAAAUAUUGUUGUAAUAAAGAUACCAAGUUGACUACAAAUUUUCAGGCUUUUGCUACCUUCCUCUUAUUUAUUGAUUGAUUCAUUAUCCAAAAGUGUAACUCCGAUCAUAUAAAUUAUUCUCACUCAUGUUUAUUUCUUUUUCUAUCCAUAUUGGUACUACUGUUCUUCAAAGUCAAGAUCUUCCAAACUGCUGACCCUGAUGCUAACCCUUCAUAUCUAGCCUUGUCCAUUUUGCCUGUUUCUUUUUGAAAUAUCAGGUACCCUGGAAUAUUUAGUUUCCAGCCUUGGUCUCUGUGCAGCUAUGUUAUUGAGAUGGUCAUUAGAUCAAGCACAGUUAUCACUAAUUGUCUUUUGUAUUGGCAUUGUAUAUUCACAUGAAGCACUCCUAAUUUUACCGUUAUCAUUUUGUUUGAACAGGUUGAUUAAAAAAAAAAAUCUACCUUUA